This is a messenger RNA of Ricinus communis (castor bean), 2580 nucleotides long. RefSeq names its product RAP domain-containing protein, chloroplastic. Bases 268 to 2268 code for a protein of 666 amino acids. The transcript has 3 exons. Gene Ontology annotation, cellular component: mitochondrial matrix; ribonucleoprotein granule; chloroplast. Gene Ontology annotation, biological process: regulation of mitochondrial mRNA stability; chloroplast rRNA processing; mitochondrial RNA processing. The record is from RefSeq and is a predicted model, not a curated record. Gene Ontology annotation, molecular function: RNA binding. Lineage: Eukaryota; Viridiplantae; Streptophyta; Magnoliopsida; Malpighiales; Euphorbiaceae.
AGAAAGCACAGGAUACAAUAUGAAACGACACCGGUAGAGCAUAUUUAAAAGGAGCUGCUUCUCUUAUCCAGUUCAGUAGAACUAUCAAUGGCUUCUUCUCUCUCUUCACUAUGAUAAAUACUUGAAGGUGCGUCUCCUUCUAUUAGAGUAUUCUUGUUCUUAUUUAUCUCCAUGGCCAAUUAACAGAACCAAAUUCUCUUUAGCAGUUUUUGUUUUUUUUUUCCAUUGCCUCGAUCAUCUAUUGUAAUAUAUAUAUAAGAAAGAAGUAUGAAAGGGUUAUUAAGUUCUUUCCCUCACCAAAGUUGCUUAAAACCCUUCAUUUUCAAUCUUAAAUCACUUCAUAAUCUUCCAGUGAUUAAAUUAAGAACUGGGUUUAUUCAAAGAAAUCUCGAAGCGGGUUCUAGACCAAUAAAGUGUGUUUCUUUGGGUACAGAUGAUGCUAUUAGUACUAAAAGUAUUGUGGGUAGUGAUAAUGGUGAGGAAGUAGAGGAUUGGGAAUUAGAAUUUCUUGGGGAGCUUGACCCUCUGGGCUACCAAGCACCCAAGAAGAGGAAAAAACAAAAAAAGUCUAAGUUGCUUGAAGAAACUGAUGGUAUGGAUUGGUGUUUGAGGGCAAGGAAGGUUGCUCUUAAAUCGAUUGAAGCUAGGGGAUUGAGUCAAAACAUGGAAGAUUUGAUUAAUGUAAAGAAGAAGAAGAAAAAGAACAAGAAAAAGUUGGUUAGCAAGAGCAAGAUUAGUAAGAAAAAUAAGGACUUGGAAGAUGAUUCUGAUUUUGAUUUGGAUGAUGAAGAUGUUGAAUUUGAAGAUGUGGCAGAUUUGCCUGGCGAUGAUAGCAUUGACCUUAGAAGGACAGUGAGUUCGAUGGCAGGUGGUAUGUUUGAAGAGAAGAAGGAAAAGAAUAUGGAAGAGUUUGUUCAGAGGCUGUCACAAUUCUCGGGACCUUCUGAUCGUAAGAAGGAGGUCAAUUUGAAUAGGGCAAUCGUGGAAGCUCAGACUGCAGAGGAAGUUUUGGAGGUUACUGCUGAUAUGAUAAUAGCUGUUGGAAAGGGGUUGAGCCCUUCACCUCUGUCCCCUUUGAAUAUUGCCACUGCCCUUCAUCGAAUUGCUAAGAACAUGGAGAAGGUUUCCAUGAUGAAAACUCGUAGGCUGGCAUUCGCACGACAAAGGGAGAUGUCAAUGUUAGUGGGUAUUGCAAUGACAGCAUUGCCAGAAUGCUCAGCUCAAGGUAUCUCAAAUAUUUCGUGGGCAUUGUCUAAGAUAGGAGGGGAGCUGCUUUACUUGUCAGAAAUGGAUAGAGUUGCUGAGGUGGCUUUGACCAAGGUAGAUGAGUUUAACUCUCAGAAUGUUGCUAAUGUUGCUGGUGCUUUUGCUUCAAUGCAGCACUCUGCUAGCGACCUCUUUUCAGCGUUAUCAAAAAGGGCAUCAGAUAUAAUUCACACUUUCCAAGAGCAGGAACUUGCUCAGGUUUUAUGGGCUUUUGCUUCCCUAUAUGAGCCAGCUGACUCUUUGCUCGAGUCUUUGGAUAUUGUUUUCAAGGAUGUAAACCAGUUUCAUUGCUACACAAAGGCGGAAACAUUGAACUACAAUGAAGUGGACAGCAUGAAAGGCAGUGGAGAUCUUGAUAGAGAGGAAGUUUCAGGCCCUCCAGUACUCAAAUUUAAUAGAGAUCAGCUUGGAAAUAUAGCAUGGUCAUAUGCUGUUUUUGGACAAGUGAACCGGACAUUCUUUUCUAAUAUUUGGAGAACCCUGAGCAAUUCUGAAGAGCAAAGGAUUUCAGAGCAGUAUAGGGAGGAUAUAAUGUUUGCUUCUCAGGCUCAUCUUGUAAAUCAAUGUCUGAAGCUUGAGCACCCACAUUAUCAGUUGGCUCUUGGAGGUGAUCUCGAGGAAAAAAUUGCUCGUGCUGGGAAAACUAAACGGUUCAAUCAGAAAAUCACUUCAUCAUUUCAGAAGGAAGUCGCUCGUCUUCUCGUCAGCACUGGUCUUGAUUGGGUGAGAGAAUAUGUAGUGGAUGGAUAUACUCUGGAUGCUGUUGUAGUUGAUAAGAAGAUUGCUUUAGAGAUUGAUGGACCGACACAUUUCUCAAGAAAUACAGGCGUACCCUUAGGGCAUACUAUGCUAAAACGCCGGUACAUUUCUGCUGCUGGUUGGAAAGUUGUAUCAUUGUCUCAUCAAGAGUGGGAAGAGCUUCAAGGCAGUUUUGAGCAGCUAGACUACCUAAGAGAAAUUCUCAAAGUCCAUCUAGGUGAUAGCAAUAACAUUGAUGGAUAAAUACAAAGACAGAGAGAGGACUUGAAAAAGCUGAGUGAAGGACUGCAAUGGUGAGAUUUUGCUAGACAAACGACAACGAGGAAGUUUACUGGUUAAGUUUUUCUCUCUGUUUCAUUAUAGGUGCUAAUACUUUUGGUUUCAGAUGUAAUAUAUAACUGUUUGUAUUUGUAAUUGAUUCAACCUACUGAUGAAAAUGUCUUUAGGGUUUAGUAAUUGUCUCUCCAGACAUCGAAGUUCUAGAUAUCUCUAAAGUGUAUAUACUUGUCAAGAUUCAGGAGAAUGAGAUAGUGAAUUUUGUAGUCUGUUAAUUCA